This is a messenger RNA of Fundulus heteroclitus (mummichog), 3621 nucleotides long. It is a transcript of the gene znf362b, whose product is annotated as zinc finger protein 362b. Gene Ontology annotation, cellular component: nucleus. NCBI's taxonomy places the organism in Eukaryota, Metazoa, Chordata, Actinopteri, Cyprinodontiformes, Fundulidae. The record is from RefSeq and is a predicted model, not a curated record. The coding region runs from base 123 to 1451 and encodes 442 amino acids. Gene Ontology annotation, biological process: central nervous system development; regulation of transcription by RNA polymerase II. The transcript is spliced from 9 exons. Gene Ontology annotation, molecular function: RNA polymerase II cis-regulatory region sequence-specific DNA binding; DNA-binding transcription factor activity, RNA polymerase II-specific.
CAAGCACCCAGAAGUGAACAAAGCGACCCGGAAGCGGUGGUCCGACUGGAGGCAGACAGAACAUCAACCUUUUAUAUUAUAGCUGUUCUCGCAAGACAAUAUCUGCAAGCCAGGACGCAAGGAUGGCAGAGCCUCGAUUUAACAACCCGUACUUUUGGGCACCGCCGCCCUCCAUGCCAGGCCAGCUGGAUAACCUGGUCCUCAUUAACAAGAUCAAGGAGCAGCUUAUGGCGGAGAAGAUUAGACCUCUGCACCUGCCGCCUACGUCCACACCCUCUCAGCAGCCUCUGCUGGUCCCCACCUCGUCCCCGGACAGCGGCGCCCCGCACGGCAUGUCGGUGCCGAAAUCUCAGCCGCAGCAGGUGCCGGCCCACCACUCGCAGCCGCAGGGCUCCGGGCAGUCGGAAAUCGCUCUGCACUCUCGUUCCGCCUCCGGCUCUGGUCUAGAUGGAAAUCUGGACGACAAGACUUCAGUAAAGGCCAAAGGAUUAUGGGACGACUGGCACAUGAGACAACUUAGUGAGCAAUCGGGCCGGGUCAACCAUCGUUCAGGUCUUGCUCCCUCGUCUCGACCGGACAACCACAGCACCUCGGAGGCCCUGACCCCCACGACUCCGACCUCGAGCAGCCAGAACCGUUUGGGCGGCGCUCCUUCCGUGAACAUCAUCUCCGGGCUGGCCAGCGGCCCCGGCAUGGACCACAUGAAGGGCGGAGGUCUGGCCGGACUCCUGGGCCCCCCGCCAAAGGCACCUCGGGGAAGAAAGAAGAUAAAAGCCGAGAACGCAACCGGGCCUCUUCUGGUGGUGCCCUACCCCAUCCUGGCGGACCAGGGCUGCGUCACCGUGGCGCCUAAAGAGGGCAAAACCUACAGGUGCAAAGUUUGCCCGCUCACCUUCUUAACCAAGUCGGAGAUGCAGAUCCAUUCCAAGUCCCACACAGAGGCCAAACCACACAAGUGUCCCCACUGCUCCAAGACGUUCGCCAACGCCUCCUACCUGUCCCAGCACCUGCGCAUCCACCUGGGGAUCAAGCCCUACCACUGCUCCUACUGCGAGAACUCUUUCCGCCAGCUGUCGCACCUGCAGCAGCACACCAGAAUCCACACCGGCGAUCGGCCUUAUAAAUGUGCUCAUCCUGGAUGUGAAAAGGCUUUUACUCAGCUGUCUAACCUCCAGUCGCACCAGAGGCAGCACAACAAAGACAAGCCGUACAAAUGUCCUAACUGCUACCGUGCCUACUCAGACUCGGCGUCGUUGCAGAUCCACUUGUCAGCGCACGCCAUCAAGAACGCUAAGGCCUACUGCUGCAGCAUGUGCGGCCGGGCAUACACCUCAGAGACCUACCUUAUGAAGCACAUGUCCAAACACACAGUCGUGGAGCACCUAGUGAGCCACCAAUCGCCACAGAGGACCGAGUCCCCCAGCAUCCCCAUUCGGAUCUCCCUGAUCUGAGCCCCCCCCUCCCAGAGCGUCCAGCAGCGAGAUUCAUCGGCCUGGGCUCAGCCGGACCUCCUGAGGCCCUGCACCCACGUUCAUCUACAUAAGGCUUACAUUGGCGUUGUGACGGCUGACGCAAGCAUUCGGCGUUAAGAUUUUUUUAGACAGACUGCCUCCACCUGAGCCGUCUGUCAUAAAAGAAGGAAGAACAAAAAAAAAAAAAGUAGAAAUAAUAAGAGCACAGCGUUGUCUUGUGAAUGUAACAAUAUAGCUUGCCGUUAAUCCGGCGGUCCGAGCGGCAAGGAAUGCCUUGCGUCAGAUUUAGGAAGCACUUUGGUAAGCAACAUGUAAACCGUUGGAUGCACCGGCCGUUAGAUAUAUUUUAGAUACGAGUUUGUUUUCCUUUCCCCCUUUCAGUUUAGAUUGUUUAGUUCCCCUUUUUUUUCUCCAUAAAAUGGGUUUUAAAAACCUGCCAGGCGAUAUUUGGCUUUUUAAAAGUAUUGAAAAGGUGAGGAGCGGUGGGGUUUGCUAGGUGUAUUUGGAAAACAUCCAAAGAUGAUCUUAAAGCACUUUUUGGCGCUGUGGGUUUUGGCUCGAAUUGUUUUUAAUCAAGUUGGAUGGCAAAUGGCGAAAAGGGGGGGCGGGGCAGGGGGGGCGUUACCUGUGGCAGCUAAGAGUACAAAAUACAAUCUUCUGUGCUGCUCUCGGCAUUUUUCAGCACAAGUACACGGCCAUCUGGAAGUGACGACGGGCAAUCGGUCGACGACAAUUAAAGGUUUUUCUGAUUGUGUUUAGGGGGCGGAGUUACUGGCGGAAACGGAGCAACAUUCAAUGUGUUUUUCUUUUUAGUUUUCAUAUUACUUUCUUUUAGCGGCACCUUUAUCAAGAAUCGCGUUUAUGACAAGCCCCCCCCAACCUCACCAAUUCAAGUCACUCGAUCUGUGCCAUACGCGAGCUUUAGGAUCUAAAGUCAAGGCGGCGAAUCUUUAACAGUCUGUGGAGGCUUUAAAGAGCGUCCAGACGAUUAAAUUUGAAGGUUUUAGACAGACACGUCGGAGCGUAACUACUUUUGUGUUAAAAAAUAAGCUCAAAUCCCAGCUAAACUAGUGUUAUUUUUCUUUUAGAGUGGAUGAUUUUUACAUCCAACCACUGGACCAAAAUGUGAAGUUAAUGUACAGCUACUCCCACUCAGUCAACCCAUUUUUUUUUUUUUUUUUUUCUAAAAUAAGCUUUUACUCAUCUUGAAGAAACUGCAGUAUAAAUCCUACUCGGUAGGAUUGUAAGUUCACGGCGAGAUAAAUCCUCGGCCGUUUUUUCCUCUCUUUAGUAUUAUUUUUACUGUACACAGUAUUGUUUGUUGUAUUUUUUACUGUAACCUCCGAAAAGGUACUCAUAGGGUUCCCUGUAUUCUUCAGGGUACUGGGGGGGGGGUAAAAAGGUGCUGCGGCUAGUCGAUAGCUCUGAGAUGGAACUGAGAAUAAUGUAAAAUACAUAUACAGUAUAUAGUAUGUUUUCAAAAAGAAUUACGAACGUAUUACUCGAGCCACUGGCCUGAGAAACGGACAUCUACGCCAACAACAGACCCUGCCUCUUCAAGCGUACUCUUCUCUAACUCUCACUUUGUUUGAAAUAAUGGAAAAAAAAAAUGUACAUGUUGCUGUAACUGUAAAACAUGUUACUCAUUUCUAGUACCUACCUUUUGGUUUCCAUCGAUAUGUUCUGUUUGGAAUUUGUAAAAGCUCACGUAUGAAUUUACUGUAAUUAUUUUUAGUCUACCUUGUACGUUUAUUAAUAUUCAUCUUUUAUAUCAGUUCUAUACAUGUAAGCCUUAACUGUUUAAUCAUCCCAGAAUCCAUUAUUCUGUAUUGUGUUCGACAGUAUUCAGUCGUGUAAGCAUUUUAUUCUUUUGUUCUCUUGUUUUAUUCCGCAUGGAGUUCUUGAGCUGUAAUCUGUAUAACUGUUUAACCCACGUUCUCUAUGAAAAAGGUAUUCCGUAGAUUUAUUACACUUUUUUCCUGUCUUGCAUUGUGGUUUUCAUAUACAGUUUCUAGACGACUAAAUAUGCACAGCCAAGACGGAGGAGUUAAACUAAGGUUAUCAAUGUUUUAAAAAGGAAGAAAAAACAAAAGAGGAAAAAAAGCUUUGUAUCUUUACCUUGUUUAAUAAACAGACUGUUAUAAAUGAA